UGCCAAAAAGUAAAUUACCUUAUUAUUAUCAAUUAGAAUUAAAGCGUCAAAAAAAUACUCUCAAUCUAAUCGCCAGUGAAAAUUAUCCUUCCCAAAAAAUUUUAUUUUAUAGCGGUUCAGUAUUAAUGGCUAAGUAUUCCGAAGGUUAUCCCGGCAAACGCUAUUAUCAAGGCUGCCAAUAUAUCGAUAAAAUAGAGGAAUUAGCAAUAAAUAGAGUUAAAAAAAUAUUUGGAGCGGAAUAUGCUAACGUUCAACCGCAUUCCGGAGCACAGGCUAACCAAGCGGUCUAUUUAGCCCUUUUAAAACCGGGCGAUAAAAUAUUAAGUUUGAACCUUUUGUCCGGCGGACAUUUGACCCACGGAGCCAAAGUUAACUUUUCAGGAACUUUCUACCAAGUUCACUAUUAUAAUUUAGACCCCCAUACCCACCAAUUAGACUAUCAACAAAUUAGAAAAAUAGCCCACCAAGUUCAACCAAAAUUAAUUAUUACGGGUUAUAGCAGUUAUAGUUUAAAAAUAGAUUUUGCUGAGUUUGGGAAAAUCGCGCAGGAAGUAGGAGCCUAUUUGUUGGCUGAUAUCGCUCAUGUAGUAGGAUUAGUAGUUGCUAAAUUAUUUCCUAACCCAUUUCCUUAUGCAGAUGUAAUUACUUUCACCACUCACAAAACCUUACGGGGACCACGCGGAGCAGUGAUUUCAGCCCAUAAAAAAUUCGGUGGUUUAAUUGACCGAGCCGUUUUUCCAGGCAACCAAGGUGGACCGGCUCCAAAUAUUAUUGCGGCCAAAGCCGAAUGUUUUCAGGAAGCCACCCAACCCGAAUUCAAAAAAUACCAACAAAAAGUAUUAGAAAACGCCAAAACUAUGGCAGAUUUUUUUUUGGAAAAAGGAGUAAAAGUAAUUAGCGGCGGAACUGAAACUCACUUAUUAACUAUUGAUACUAAAUUAAGUUAUAAUUUAACUGGUAAAGAAGCGGCGGAAAGUUUGGAAAAAGCAGGGAUUAUCUGUAAUAAACAAAUGAUACCUUAUGAUACUGAAAAGCCUUCGGUCGGGAGCGGUAUUCGCUUUGGUUCACCGGCUUUAACUACUCGCGGAUUAGGAAGGAUAAUUCUGUUAAUUGGUUAUUUUUUGCCGGAGGAAAUAAUUUAUUCAACCAUAAAAAGAGAAUUAGAAAAAAGGGUGGAAAAAUCUUGGCAAAAGUUAAAUGCUGCCUUAAAAAAUAUUUCUGAUUCUACCAUAAAUCCCUCCGACCCUGAAAAAUUAAGAUUAGAAAAAGUUAUAAUUGAAUCUCGGAAGCAAAUUGAAAACUAUAAAAAAGAAAUGAAAGAGGGGAGAGGAAUUACCUCAUUGGAAAAUAAGCAUUUGAACGAAUGCAUAGAAUUAAAGAACAAUAAUUUAGAAUUUUUUCGAAAAAAACUCCAACAAGUCGACCAACGAGGAGAAGAGGAAAUGGAAGCAGGUUCUUAUUUUUUUUUGGUUUGGUUAAAAAAUAUCGACAAAAUUACUAGUUCGGAGUUGAAAAAUGAAUUAUUGAAAAUGGUUGACCCGACUAAAAAUACUGACUUGGGGGAAUAUAAAAGGGAAAUUCGAUACGGACAAAAAACUUACCUGAUAAAAAAAAAGAUUAAUUUUUCUAAAUUUAUACUGGUAGCCACUACUUCUACUACUAAUCCAAAAUUGUCUGAUGAGAAGUGUACCCAAGUGGUUGAAGGGGCCAGCUUGGAGAGCUGGUGUAUGCUUAAUAGUAUACCGGAGGAAGUUGAGACUUAUAGUUGGAAAGGAAAAAAAUUUUUAGUGGUUGGUUUUGAAAAAGGUUUCAGUUUCGUUAAUGGUCCAUUUCGGUUUUUGCUAGUCCCGGACGACAAUUCAGAAUUGGUUAAGCAAAUUAAAACUGGAAGUGCUGGUGGCAGAAAAAAAUAUUAUCGCCAAUUUUUAUUAAUAAAGGAUACUGAGGAGAUAAAAAAAGUUGAAGCCGAACCAUUACCUAGUUUAAUUACUUUCAAAGUUAUUAGUCAAAAAAAGACCACCGCUGAAAGAAGUGAAAAUCCGAGUGAUUAUAAUCAUGAAUUAGAAAUUGAACCGCUUUACUUAGGAAUGGAAGGAUUACCGCCUAUUACUCGGCUGAUUUUUGAGUUUUUUGACGACAUUAACCCUUCCUCGACAUCACCCAGACUUUUAAAAAACAGCAAAAUUUACAAUAGCGAUAUUUUGACAAAGAGUGCCGGAAAAAAUUUCACUAUGAAAGUUAAAAAUUGA
Molecule: messenger RNA, 2249 nt
Organism: Funneliformis geosporum
Lineage: Eukaryota; Fungi; Glomeromycota; Glomeromycetes; Glomerales; Glomeraceae
Source: the annotation of a GenBank genome assembly